Messenger RNA from Balaenoptera musculus (blue whale), 702 nucleotides. Its product is annotated as olfactory receptor 12-like. The record is from RefSeq and is a predicted model, not a curated record. The transcript is spliced from 3 exons. Gene Ontology annotation, cellular component: membrane. Gene Ontology annotation, biological process: G protein-coupled receptor signaling pathway. Bases 1 to 702 code for a protein of 233 amino acids. Gene Ontology annotation, molecular function: olfactory receptor activity. NCBI's taxonomy places the organism in Eukaryota, Metazoa, Chordata, Mammalia, Artiodactyla, Balaenopteridae.
AUGACCAAUCCGGUCCCUGAGAUACAGCUGCUCAGCGCUGCUGCCUUCCUUCUGGUUUACCUGGCCGCGUUUCUGGGGAACAUCUCCAUGGUGGCCGCCGUGACGAUGGACGCCCGCCUGCACACGCCCAUGUACUUCUUCCUCAAACACCUCUCCUUGGCCCCUGGUGUAUGGGGCAGCCAUGAGGCCCCGGACCUGCAUCUCCGUGGCAGCGGCCUGGGGCAGCGGGCUCCUCUUCUCUGCCUUCCCCUAACCAACACCUUCUCCCUGCUCUUCUGCGGCCCCAACGUGAUUGACCACUUCUGUGACAUUCCGCUACUCAUGAGCCUAGCCUGUGCCAACACAGGUGUCCACAACAUUGCGGGAUUUGCAGCCAGCGGUUGCGUCAUCAUCAGCUGCUUCAGCCUCACUGUCCUGUCCUAUGUGCGCAUCUUGGCCACGGUGGUUCAGAUCCGCUCAGCAGCCAGCCCCUGGAAGGCCUUCUCCAAGUGUUCCUCCCACCUGGCCACCGUCCUCCUGUUUUACGGUACUGGCAGCUCUGCCUACAUGCAGCCCACCGUGCGCUAUUCCCCGUGGCAAGGGCGCCUGGCUGCCGUCUUCUGCUGCAUCCUCAUGCCCACCCUAAAUCUGCUUAUCUACAGCCUGAGGAACAAGGACAUGAAGGGGUCCCUGCGGAAGCUGUAUCUUCAGGUGCCACCUUAG